UGAGUCGUUGCGUUGCUAGCGUUCGCAGUGGCUUUGUUAGGGCGAACGAACGACUGUCGAUAUUUUUGUGUACUCUCGUAUCGUAGGCGAGUGUUUUCCCUCGAAUCCGUCCCCACCAGUAUCUCGUAACGCAAGCGGCACAGGAACGUGAAGUUGCUAGGAAAGAAAUAACACAAAAAAAACCCCAAAGGAACAAAUCAACUUCACGCAAGGUGAAACUUUUUUGAUCGAGUUACCGUUACGAGUGGUGGGAAAAUUGAAAAUAAAAAGGUUCACCAUCCGGUAUGUGUCAUACGGUGGGAAGAAAAACUGCCCAAAACAGGUGAACAGGUUAGAUAAGUUGCUGCAGUACCGAGGCGGGGGAAAAAGUUUAAAUCCUUCCCUGUAGCCUCUAUACCCAUUCCUGUCCUCAAGGUUGAAGGGAAUGUAAAAUCGGAAGGAUUUAUUAGUGGUGAAUGUGCGUCUCUGUGUGUCUGCGAUUACAUUAAGAAAGUGUGACAAAAAACGGAAAAAGGAAAAAAAUCAUUUCAAACAAGGAGACAUCACGCGUAUGUUUAUUUAUAGCAAAAGGUGAAAGUAGUGACGAUCGGGAAGCAUUUGUGAUAAACAGGGUUCGCUUAGUAUAAACCGCGGACUGAAACGGACACUCACUAUCUGACGUUUCGCCGCUAUAACGUCCAGCAGCUGUGCGAGAUCGUGUAGCUGACCCUGCCGUUGCCCGAUCCGAACAACGACCGACGCAAGCAGCAUGUUUUUCUUUCUGUUCUUCGCAUCCGAUGGGUGCAAAAAAGUGUGUCACAUUUUAUCGCAACUGGUCGCCGCCUGCCUCCGGAAGUAUCGUAGCGGCGGCGCCAACGGUCAGUGGAUAGGGGUGAAAGUGUAAAGAGGGGGCCACCGGAAUGGCGGCGUGUGUCCGUGUGUCGUUUAAGACGGCGGAAGUGUUUUGCGUGUGACAGCGGUUUCAGUUCAGUAGUGUGACGGUCGCCGGCUUCGCUGGAGCUAACUUGCUAACGAUCGUUGGUGCGUUGGUGGUGUUGUGCACGUGGAUAGGCGUUUCUUAGCGUCCCUCAAAACCUAUCCAGCGGAAAGUGAAGGUUCCAUUGUGUUGUUGGGCUAUUCGUGUAGGUACAGUGAGAAGUGUGGUAAUCCUUCUUUAGCGGUGAGCAUCUUCCACGGAAUAUCCGCUCAAUUCCGGAAGCGAUGGGAAGGUUUUAGUGGCGCGAAGAAUCCGUACGUCCGGUAUUAUUCAUUCCAGCCGCCAUUGUGCAGUUCGGUUAGCUUUUUGCGCUUGGCAUCACAGGGGGUGAUGCGACCAAAUGAGUCGUGCCUGAGUGUGUCGUGAACGUAUGAUUAAGUGUGCUGGUGUGUGCUCUUUGGUUGAGAAGGUCGAACGGCGCACCAGUCAGCUGCAGUGCUGUCAACCGAGUGGGCUCUAGUUCAAGCAGCACUAAGUGUGUCAGCAUCCAAACGCUCGCGGUCUGGGAGCGUUGAUUUCCUACAUUCUACAAAAAAAGGCGGUGGUCUAGGGUAAACCGUUCAGCAAACGGGCUAACGUGUGAUAGAAACCAAACCAACAACAACAAAAAAACACACGAAGUGCUUGCGAACAACUGCAAGAACUGACUGGCGAGUCAGUUUCAUUUCACUAUCAGAAAACCACGGGACGGGAAGUUGUAAAAACGCCAUCUCGUGAACGUGAACAAGCAACAAAAAAAAAUAGCUCUCACAUCGAGUUUUUGGGGAGCGUGUGGUGGCACACUGUGAAAUUGAAAUGUCAAUCGUGAUAGCCUCCAACGCACUCGCAGCCAUCAUUUGCAACCUUUCCACGUGAAGCCUUUAGUUGGAGGGUUCACCUUUCUGGUUUUUUUUUUUCAAAACAUAUCCCACUUUCCCUGGCCACCGAGCGAUGGAACGCGCCGACACGAGGGCAUCGAAAAUGAGUUCUCGCAAGUCAUUGGCACCCGCCGAGAGAGAAGCGGCACCGAAAAAUGCUGACCUGUCAGCAACACCAUCCACGGCUGUUCCCGCAUCGCACCGCCGAUCGAACCGGAAACCAUCGAAAAAAGACACGGUCGAUGUGAAACCGGUGGAGCUCACACAAACCACGCUCAACCUAUGCCAGGUGUAUGUCCUGCUGGCGGUGCUGCUGAGCGGCAUGUUCGUACUAUCUGCAGCUCUACUAGCUUACGUCGACCGACGGUUACCACCGACGGAUGUAGGACGUACGUCACCAUCGCUGGAGGAGGAAGUUCACCGUCAGGUCGAAACGAUCCUGAGCAACUACUGGAAGAGUAACAUCGAUAAAUUGAGCGCAGAUCUGCUGGCGCACACGAGACGUACCGCGCCAGAACUUAGCACUUCAUUGCCUUACUUAGUAGCGAAUCAGAGAGUACAAAACGAACGGAAGCUGCCGUUCCGGGAAACGUCUGGCCGGCCGAAGCGCGAUUUAAGCCUGUUUGACGAUAAUCUGGUCCCGGAUCAGGAAGGUCCGAACGUGGAGUUCUUCAAUCCGAAGCUACGAUCGGAGCUGGAGAAGAAGGAUGCGGAGAUUAUAAAGAAGACGGGCUUGAAGGGUGCCGCUCCUGGUGGUGAUAGUUGGGUUUGGCUGACGAGCUACUCUCGCAUACCGUUUGACGCCAUUACCGGCUUUUGCCGAGCGACGAAAGAGUACUGUCCACCCGGACCCCCCGGUCUGCCCGGUAUACCGGGACCGAAAGGAAAUCGGGGCGACCCGGGACUUCCUGGUCCUCCCGGUGUAGAUGGACGCGAAGGCAAACCAGGCCCACGUGGACCGAAGGGUGAGAUUGGCUAUCCGGGCAAUCCGGGACUGGACGGGCGCGAUGGUGUACCGGGUGAACCGGGCUUAGAUGGUGUUCCAGGCCGUGCCGGAGCCGAUGGAAUUCCGGGCAAGGAUGGUAAAGAUGGAAUUCCUGGCAUUGAUGGGCGUAACGGUAUCGAUGGCAAAGAUGGAUUAGCAGGACCGAUUGGGCCACCGGGACCACCAGGAUUGCCUGGACCGAGAGGAAUACACGGACCGAAAGGUAAACAAGGCCGCCCGGGAACGAACGGAACGCCCGGCACACCAGGCAUAAACGCGUGGAAGGUAAAGGUGAACGAUACGUUCUCGAACGAGCUGCUCGUACCACCGUCGAUUGCCGGUGCCGGCACCGUGGAGGCACUGCGACCCAUCAUCGUCCACGAGGGAACACACCUGCGGCUACGAUGUGCCGCCACCGGCACACCAAGACCACACGUCGAAUGGCGCCGCGCUGAUGGCAAAACCAUCUCCAACGGUGCCUGGGAAGCAACAUCGAUGGCAGGACAUACGCUCAACAUUACCAAAAUCAAUCGCGUGCACAUGGGCGCGUACCAAUGCCUGGCGGACAAUGGUAUCUCACCACCGGCGAACCAAACGUUCAACAUCGAAGUGCAUUUUCCACCACUAAUACGUGUGAGAAAUCAGAUGGCGUACGCGGUGAACGGUUCCACGGUAACGUUUGUCUGUGAGAUCGAGGCAUUCCCCGAGGCACUGAAGUACUGGGAACGGUUCCCGGGAGGACGGCUGCUCGAACCUGGUGAUAAAUUCCAGAUGGAAACCCAUUACGAUGGCUACAAAUCGGUUAUGCGGUUGAACAUCACCAACAUCCGGUCAACCGAUUUCGGUGAGUAUCAUUGCGUCGCUAAGAACGAGCUCGGCAUGACGGAGGCCGAAUUUCAUCUGAUGGAACACUCACCGUUCAUCAUCCGGCCACCCGGUUCGACCGACAUCAACGUGUACGGUACGAAACCACCGGAAAAGGAAUCGUACGAGGACAUCUGUGGCCCACCGACUACCUGCCCCGAAUGUCCCGAUCCGAGGGACUUCAAGUGCAAGGAUACGAUCGUUUCGCUGUACGAUUUGGUGGGCAAUCUGGAAAUUAAACCCAUCGGUAAUGUCAGCUUCACGGGUUUACCAAACCGUACUACUGACUGUGUCCUGUACGCUGUGGGUAAACCGGUGUACCACAAGUACACCGAGCAGCUGUACGGCGCAUGGUUGAAGGAUCCGGCCGCACGUAACGAUGCGAUGGAGAAGAAGGUAUGGGCCACCCGGGAAAAUGAUACCAAUCGGUUGUUCGAGUUCGCCAACAAAACCACGUACCGGAACAACGUGGCCACCAAGACGUACCGGCUGGAGCGUCCCUUCCGGGGCAAUGCACACGUGGUCUACAAUGGUUCAUUCUACUACAACGAGCGUAACUCACCGCGUAUCAUCAAGUACGACCUGAACGUAGAACGACAGACAGCAAUGAACGAGCUGGAAGGCGUCACGACGAACGGUUCCAAUUAUCUUUACACCACCGAAAUUAAUUACAUGGACUUUAACGUGGACGAUAAUGGGCUGUGGGUCAUUUACGGGACGCCAGAUUCGAACAACACAAUGGUUGUCAAGCUGAACGAGAACAACCUGACGGUACAGUACGGUUGGAACAUUAGCGUAAACCAUCACAAGGUGGGCGAAAUGUUCAUCGUUUGUGGUGUCCUGUACGCGAUCGAUUCCGUCACGGAGCGGAACACCAAGAUACGGCUCGCGCUCGAUCUGUACCACAGCAAGCUGCUGGACGUAAGCCUAGCCUUUACGAACCCGUUCCGCAAGACUACCACCGUGGGAUACAAUUUCAAAAACAAGGAACUGUACACAUGGGACCGGGGCAAUCAGUUGACCUAUCCGAUACGGUACCACGAGAUAGGCUACAAUACGACCGCCACCGAGAAAGCGGACGAUGGUUUGAAUCCACAGAUGCAGACCGGAUACGACAUUUACAACGAUCACGACACUGAAGCGGAGGAUGUACGCUAGGUUGAUACGACGGCAAAGCACAGCGGAAGCAUGGGAAGCAGAACAAAAAAAAAAAAAAGAACGACACACCAUGACAGGUCAACUUCACUUCCGCUUAAAUGCCACGGUGCCAUCUUUUCGUACCGGUUGGCUUCUUUUGGUACCGCUAUUUUUUUUUCUUCCCCCGUUUUUAUCCCUUUGUUCCGUGUUUUAUUUAUGUCCUUCUUUGAUAGCGACAGCGUGAGGGAAAGAAAUCUUUUCUUUUUGUUUUCAUUUCGUAGCAAAAAUAUGUAAAUUCUUUGCGACAGUAUCAAGUGAAGGUGACUAACUUUUUUAUGACUGGCACAUAUUUAUGGCUGGUCGAGGAACGAACGCGACGAAACGCUAUGUGGCGAAUGAAUUUAUUCAUCCCACAAGCACCAUGUUUACAAAGGAAGUAAUAGAGACAGAAUAAGAAGAG
This is a messenger RNA of Anopheles funestus (African malaria mosquito), 5279 nucleotides long. RefSeq lists its product as uncharacterized. The record is from RefSeq and is a predicted model, not a curated record. The transcript is spliced from 18 exons. Gene Ontology annotation, biological process: signal transduction. Lineage: Eukaryota; Metazoa; Arthropoda; Insecta; Diptera; Culicidae. Bases 1907 to 4840 code for a protein of 977 amino acids.